AUGGCUCUCCCACCUCAGAUACUGAUUGUCGGUGGAGGGGUCUUUGGAUUGUCCACGGCUCUCGCUCUGUCCCGCCGACACCCCAUCAGCCAUGUCACAUUGCUAGAAGCGUCAUCCACAAUUCCCAAUCCCGAAGGCUCCUCGGUCGACACCUCGCGCAUCGUGCGCGCCGACUAUUCGAACCCUGUAUAUGCGAAACUCGCCGCCACUGCCAUUGAACGCUGGCGGAACACGGAAUGGGGACACGAUGGUCGCUAUACACAGAAUGGACUGUUACUCGCCUACCCAGACGGUCAUGCACAGGGCAAGGAAUACACGAUCAAGAGCUAUUAUAAUGUCAAGGAAUUAGAGGGACAGAACGUCGAGCUUCUGCCUUCGAAGAGAGAUGUCCUGAGGGUCGCUCAAGCCUACGGCGAAGAACUCAACGUCGCCGGCGGUUACGUCAAUUGGGGUUCAGGCUGGUCGGACGCUGAAGCAGCUGUGCGAUAUGCGAAAAAGAAGCUGGAUGAGGCAGGCAAGGUCUCCUUCCAGACAGGAAACGUCAGGAGUCUUUUGUACGGGGAUCCCAGCUCGCCACGCAAGGUCACCGGCGUGACCCUGGCGGAUGGAGCCUCGAUAACAGCGGAUCUAGUGAUCCUUGCUACUGGCGCGUGGACAUCGAAGCUGGUGGAUCUCCGCGGCAGGGUCGUAGCGACGGGACAAGCGAUCGCGUACAUGCGCAUCUCCGACGAAGAACAGCGGCGACUGGAACACAUGCCGACCAUUCUCAACUUCUGCACCGGCAUCUUCAUCAUUCCACCGCGGAAUAACCUAUUGAAGAUAGCUCGUCAUGCCUAUGGCUACCACAACCCGAUCUCCGUUCCCGUUCCUGUACCAGGCAAUCAGAGAGGAACAGCAGCAACCAUGGACGUUAGUCUACCAGAGCCUGGGGCUCCGAUCCCACGCGAAGGUGAGGAAGCCUUCCGCUCUGCGCUGAAUCAGCUCCUCCCCACCUUCGUGGACCGGCCCUUCUCCGGCACUCGAGUAUGCUGGUAUACCGAUACACCCAAGGGUGACUUCAUCAUCACCUACCACCCAGAUCAGCCCGGCCUCUUCCUCGCUACCGGUGGUAGCGGACACGCAUACAAGUUCUUCCCUGUGAUUGGCGACAAGGUUGUCGAUGCGUUGGAGGGCAAUCUCGAGCCUGAGCUGCGGGAUCUCUGGUCCUGGCCUGCAGCCGUGGACGUUGCCGAAUUCAAAGGUACCGAGGACGGUAGCCGAUCAGGACCGAAGGGAUUGCUAUUGAUGGAAGAGCUGGCUAAGACGCAAAAGAUGCAACGCAGCAGCCUCCUGUAG
Molecule: messenger RNA, 1335 nt
Organism: Aspergillus tanneri
Lineage: Eukaryota; Fungi; Ascomycota; Eurotiomycetes; Eurotiales; Aspergillaceae
Product: NAD(P)/FAD-dependent oxidoreductase
Exons: 3
Coding region: 1-1335 (444 amino acids)
Molecular function (GO): flavin adenine dinucleotide binding; proline dehydrogenase activity; L-pipecolate oxidase activity
Source: RefSeq, a predicted model, not a curated record